Messenger RNA from Esox lucius (northern pike), 1555 nucleotides. It is a transcript of the gene akr1a1a, whose product is annotated as aldo-keto reductase family 1, member A1a (aldehyde reductase). The record is from RefSeq and is a predicted model, not a curated record. Lineage: Eukaryota; Metazoa; Chordata; Actinopteri; Esociformes; Esocidae. Gene Ontology annotation, molecular function: aldose reductase (NADPH) activity. Gene Ontology annotation, cellular component: cytosol. The coding region runs from base 313 to 1287 and encodes 324 amino acids. The transcript is spliced from 10 exons.
CUGUUUAGCUACAGUAAUGAGAUCAUGAGAUAGUUUGUGGCCUUCAUGUUCUCUGUAAUUGUCUGUUUUGGAUGUUUUCCAACCGUUUGGGUAACAGAUCAAUGCAGACUUUGACCUCUUUCUGUUUAAAAUAUAAAUGAUUCCUGAGCUUCACACACUGACACACGAACUACUCACAGCUCACUCUACCUAGAUUCUAUACAUGGACACUGCUUAUGCUCUGUAACAGUUUUGUUUGAAACUUUUUCCUCUUGGGUGUACAUGCUGCUUGUAAUAAAGACUGCCUGCCUUUCAGAACCUCAGUACUGAACAAUGAGUUCUUUCCUGACUCUUUCUUCUGGGCAGAUGUUGCCUCUGAUGGGCCUAGGCACAUGGAAAAGUGCCCCUGGACAGGUGAAGCAGGCAGUACUAACUGCUCUAGACUGUGGCUACAGACACAUUGAUUGUGCUGCGGCUUAUGGUAACGAGCAGGAGGUGGGAGAGGCACUGGCUGUGAAGCUGGGAACAGGAACGGUCCUGCGUCGUGAGGAUGUGUUUCUCACCUCUAAGUUGUGGAACACACAGCAUCAUCCUGAUGAUGUGGAGGCGGCCUGCAGGAAGAGUCUACUGGACCUGGGGCUGGACUAUCUGGACCUCUACCUCAUGCACUGGCCCAUGGCCUUCCAACGGGGGACGGACUUACUACCCAGACGGGCUGAUGGGAGGGUUUGUUACGACCACAUACACUACACGGAAACCUGGGUUGCCAUGGAGAACCUGGUUGAUAAGGGGCUGGUCAGAGCUAUUGGUCUGUCAAACUUCAAUGCCAGACAGACAGAUGAUGUCGUCAGCAUCGCCAAACACAAGCCUGUGGUCAACCAGGUGGAGUGUCACCCAUACCUCUCCCAGACUGACCUGCUGAGUCACUGCAGGGCUGUGGGUGUGUGUUUGAUGGCCUACAGCCCUCUGGGUAGUGGAGACCGGCCCUGGGCCUCACCUGACCAACCCUGCCUGCUGCAGGACCCUGAAUUAAAGUCUAUCGCCCUACGCCACCGCAAGACCCCUGCUCAGGUCAUACUCAGGUGGCAGGUGCAGAGAGGAGUUGCCUGUAUCCCCAAGAGUGUCACUCCUUCCAGGAUACAGGAGAACAUGCAGGUUUUCGACUUCUCCCUGUCGGAUGAAGACAUGAAGCAGAUUGAGUUGUUCAACAGAAACAAGAGAUACAUCGUUCCGACUGUGGAGAGGGAUGGAAAGGGAGUGGCGAGGGAUGCAGAGCAUCCUUACUUCCCCUUCAAUGACCCCUACUGACCCAGGGUUUGAAGACAGACCUGCAGACCUGCUGCAGACCUGCCGUCACUAGGCCCUGUCACUGUAGAUUUGUUUUCAUUAGACAAGAAUCAUAUGUAAUGCAGCUCACGUUGCCUUAGUGAGAAUCAGCCUAUACACACUGUAUAAAAUAACAUUUUGGGUUUUCUUUUACUCCUUGAUUUUUCUUCUACUGAUCCAGUGUUUCUAUGCAUGAAUAUCUAAUCUGAGAUGAUUGGUCAAAGUAUGAAAUAAAGGAUGAAAUUAAGUA